AUGUUCUAUCUCGUCGGAUUGGGUCUGUGCGAUGAAAAGGACAUCACAGUGCGAGGGCUGGAGGUGGUUAAACGCUCUUCGAGAGUCUAUCUCGAGGCCUAUACGAGCAUCCUAAUGGUCCAAAAAGAACGACUGGAAGCAUUUUACGGCAAAGAGCUGAUCCUCGCCGAUCGCAACAUGGUCGAGACUGAAAGCGACGAAAUCCUACGAGAUGCCGACAAGGAGGACGUGUCCCUGCUCGUCGUCGGCGAUCCAUUUGGGGCGACGACGCACACGGACAUCAUCAUCCGGGCGCGCUCGCUGAAAAUACCGACGCGGGUCAUCCACAACGCGUCCAUCAUGAACGCCGUCGGAGCCUGUGGUCUGCAAUUGUACAACUUCGGACAGACGGUGUCCUUGGUGUUCUUCACCGAGACGUGGAAGCCGGACAGCUUCUACGACCGCAUCAAAGAGAACAUGGGCCUGGGCAUGCACACCCUCGUCCUAUUAGACAUCAAAGUGAAAGAGCAAAGCGAGGAGAAUCUAGCAAGAGGAAGGAAAAUCUACGAGCCCCCGAGGUACAUGUCCAUCCCCCAAGCGGUCUCGCAGAUCGCAGAGAUCGAAGCCCUCCGCGGGGAAGGGGUGCUCAAGCCAGAAGCGACCCUAGCAGUCGGGCUAUCUAGAAUUGGCGGCGAAGAGCACCAGCGCAUCGUGUGCGGGACGCUGGAGGAGCUUCUCACACAGCCGCCGGAGCUUUUCGGGGAGCCGCUGCACAGCCUAAUCAUCGUCGGGAAGCGGCUGCAUGACCUGGAGGUCGAGUAUGCGGAGGAGUAUGCGGUCAACAGGGAGACGUGGCGGAGCGUCGCGCAGUCUGUGUACGGUUGCGCACUUGAUCGGUGA
Fomitopsis serialis is the source of this 879-nucleotide messenger RNA. RefSeq names its product Diphthine synthase. Gene Ontology annotation, biological process: protein histidyl modification to diphthamide. Gene Ontology annotation, molecular function: diphthine synthase activity. The transcript has 5 exons. The coding region runs from base 1 to 879 and encodes 292 amino acids. NCBI's taxonomy places the organism in Eukaryota, Fungi, Basidiomycota, Agaricomycetes, Polyporales, Fomitopsidaceae. The record is from RefSeq and is a predicted model, not a curated record.